Salvia hispanica is the source of this 1688-nucleotide messenger RNA. Its product is annotated as cytochrome P450 CYP72A219-like. Lineage: Eukaryota; Viridiplantae; Streptophyta; Magnoliopsida; Lamiales; Lamiaceae. Gene Ontology annotation, molecular function: iron ion binding; heme binding; oxidoreductase activity, acting on paired donors, with incorporation or reduction of molecular oxygen. The record is from RefSeq and is a predicted model, not a curated record.
UUGAAAUAGCAAUAACAAUACAAACAAGAUCACCUUAUACAUAAUCCCAAUAAAUCAAGUCUUGGCUUUGCUAAAUCAACAAAAACAAGAUGGAUGUAAAACUUGGCACAGUCUUCACCUCCACACUCAUUCUAGUAUGUAUGCUACUUGCACUAAAAUUACUAAAAUGGGUCUGGCUGAGGCCGAGGAAGCUCGAGAAAUUUCUCCGAGAGCAAGGUCUCAGUGGCAACCCUUACAGACUCCUCAUCGGAGACAUGAAACAAUUGAUCGCAGUUAUGAAAGAAGAGCAGCCAAAGACGGUCAACCUCUCCGAUCCCAUUCUGCCUCAUAUCCUUCCGUUCUACACACAGAUCAUCCAAAAAUAUGGGCCGCGUUCGUUUGCAUGGUUUGGAGCUGCGCCCAGGAUCAACAUCGCGGAUCCAGAGCUGAUGAAAGAGAUUCUCACGAAACCUGGUGUGUUCCAGAAGCCCAGACCUGACCCGAUUGGGGAAACGAUCGUUGGGGGCCUUCUGUUUCUUGAAGAUGCGCAAUGGGUUAUGCAUAGAAAGAUCAUCAACGCCGCCUUCCAUAUUGAGAAGUUGAAAAAGAUGAUACCUGCAAUGUAUGCAUGUUGUUCGGAGAUGAUAGAGAAAUGGGGAGCCUUGGUUUCAAGAAACGGAAAGCAUGUGGAGAUGGACGUCUGGCCUUACCUCGAAGAUUUAUCAGGUGAUGUGAUUUCAAGGACUGCUUUCGGCUGCAGCCAUGAACAAGGGAGAAGAAUAUUUCAGCUGCAGAAGGAGCAAGUUAUGCUCAUUCUACAGCUGUUGAAGUUCUCGUUCAUCCCUGGAUGGAGGUACUUCCCCACCAAAACCAACAGAAGAAUGAGAGGUGUAUCGCGAGAGAUUGAGUCAGCCUUGAGGGGCAUCAUCAUCGAAAGAGAGAGAGCGGCCGAGAGGGGAGAAACCAUCCAUGAUGACUUGCUAGGCAUAUUAAUGGAAUCAAACAUGAAUGAGAUUCAAGAGCAAGGGAGCAAGAAGAUGGGCAUGAGCAUCGCGGAUGUAAUUGAGGAAUGCAAGCUCUUCUACUUCGCUGGAUCCGAGACCACAUCCAAUUUGCUCGUGUGGACGUUGGUGAUGCUCAGCAAACACCCACAUUGGCAAGCUCGUGCCAGGGAAGAAAUUUUGCAAGUUUUGGGAACGAAUCCACCUACUUUUGAUGCCCUCAACCAACUUAAAACGGUGAGCAUGAUUUUGCAGGAAGUUCUAAGAAUAUAUCCACCAGCACCGUUGAUCAUCCGAGCACCCACCAAGACAGUGAAGCUCGGAAACAUGACGGUGCCAGUGGGGGCAGAGUUAACUCUGCUAAUAGCCCAAAUGCAUCACGAUCCCGAGAUAUGGGGCGAAGAUGUGAACGAGUUCAGACCAGACAGAUUCGCAAAUGGGAUUUCGAGUGCAGCAAAGAUGAACUUCGCCUUCUUGCCAUUCAGCUCAGGCCCUCGCGUCUGCAUAGGCCAAAACUUCGCCAUGAUGGAGGCCAAGAUGGCGCUGGCGAUGAUGCUUCGGAGCUUCCACUUCAAAUUGUCAUCUUCUUACUUGCAUGCUCCAUUUCCGAUCAUGACGUUGCAGCCACAAUAUGGUGCUCCUUUGAUUUUGCACACCUUAUAAUUCAAAACUUUUUAGUACUCAUGAAACACGAUUACCAUUUACCCA